Molecule: messenger RNA, 3690 nt
Organism: Nanorana parkeri
Lineage: Eukaryota; Metazoa; Chordata; Amphibia; Anura; Dicroglossidae
Gene: TRPM4
Product: transient receptor potential cation channel subfamily M member 4
Exons: 25
Coding region: 1-3648 (1215 amino acids)
Biological process (GO): calcium ion transmembrane transport
Cellular component (GO): membrane
Molecular function (GO): calcium-activated cation channel activity; ligand-gated calcium channel activity
Source: RefSeq, a predicted model, not a curated record
AUGCAGAAGUGUACCCUUUUUCAGAGCUGGAUCCCCAAGUUAUUUAAAAAGAAAACAUGUACCACAUACUUAGAAGACAACGAGCCCAACAGAAAAGAAGAAAUGUGCCAAUGUGGUCUGGCCAAGCAGAAUCAUGUGUCAGUAGCCGUAGAGGACAACUUUGGAGCAGCCAUUGUGAGCACCUGGAACUCUGUAGAGCAUACGACAGAAGAGCCCACGGAUGCUUAUGGUGAUAUUGAAUUUGUCGGUGCUGGUAAGAAGCAUAGCAAGUUUAUUCGCCUGUCAAAUGAAACUGAUUCCUCCGUUGUCUAUAACCUAAUCACUCAUCAUUGGAAGAUUCCACCACCCAACCUAGUGGUGUCUGUUGUUGGCGGUGAUGGUGACUUUAAAAUGAAAACAUGGCUGAAGGACAUCCUGAGGAAGGGGCUGGUCAAGGCUGCGCAAAGCACAGGUGCCUGGAUAAUGACGGGUGGAAUGCAGGUUGGCAUAGGGAAAUAUGUUGGUGAAGCUGUCAGAGACCAUGCCACUGCUAGCUCUAACUCUAGAACAAAAGUGGUGGCAAUGGGCAUUGCACCAUGGGGAAUCAUACAUAACCAUCAAAGUCUGGUAAACCCCAAGGGGUCUUCUCCAGCAAAAUACAACAUGGAAAAUGUGGACGGGCCAACUUAUUCCUUGGACAACAAUUAUUCUGUUUUCCUCUUAGCGGACGAUGGCACCAAUGAGCAAAUGGGAGGUGAAACUAGCUUUAGAUUCAUGCUAGAGCAGCACAUAUCACGGCAGAAGACUGGCGUUGGGGGUAAGGGAAGCAUUGAAAUCCCUGUUCUGUGCAUGCUUAUUGCUGGAGAGUCCAAGAUGCUGGAGAGAGUCUACAACGCCACAAUGAGCCCCAUCCCAUGCCUCUUAGUUGCUGGUUCCGGGGGGGUUGCCGACUGCCUGGCUGAAAUCCUGGAGGAAUCAUUGUCAAUGGAGUCCGUUAGAUCUGUAAUAGAAGAGAAAUUAAAAUUGCAUUUUCCCAAGGAGAACUUGACGAAAAUGGUUGGAAAGGUUGAAAAGAUCAUAGAGAACCGAGAGUUGGUUACAGUCUAUUCCAACGCAGAUGGGACAGAGGAUUUUGAGACUGUUAUCUUGAAAGCUUUAGUUAAAGCUUGCAAGAAGCAGUCCAGUGAUGCCACAGAAUAUCUGGAUGAACUGAAGUUAGCGGUGGCCUGGAACAGGGAGGACAUUGCCAAAACAGAACUCUUUCAUGGGGAAAUUCAAUGGCGGGCAUGCGAUCUUGAGGACACAAUGACAGAUGCUCUGGUCAAUGAUAAACCCAGCUUUGUAAAACUCUUUGUGGACAAUGGAAUGAACAUUGCGGACUAUCUGACCUAUGGUCAGCUGGAAGAACUGUAUAGCUCUGUGCUAGAUAACACUGUACUGUGCCAGUUACUUAUGCGCAAACAUGAGGAAAACAGAGAAUUCAAUAAAGGCAAUCAUCACCAGGUGCACCUGCCAGUGGACAUGGCUGGGAAAGGACAUGACUUCAAACUCUUUGAAGUGGCCAAGGUUCUCCGAGAGUUAAUGGGUGAUGUUUGUUCUCCCUUCUACACAAUAGUCCCGGUAAACACCAAGAACUCUGUGAGCAGGAGAAACUCCAGUAAUAAAGCUAAUCAAGGCAAUGGAGACCCAAAGUAUUACAAUAAGAAAUCAGUUUCUCCCUGGAUUGACCUCUUCAUUUGGGCAAUACUGCAGAAUCGAGAUGACAUGGCCACUUAUUUUUGGGAGAUGGGUUCAGAAGCUGUUACCUCAGCUCUCGCUGCCUCUAAGCUCUUGAAAGAACUUUCUCGCCUGGAGUCUGAAGCGGAGGAGUCGUUGGCUAUGAAAGAUCUAGCAGCAAAGUUUGAGCAGCUGGCAAUAGGAGUAUUUAAUGAAUGUUACAGAAAUAGUGAAAAUCGAGCAUUUAAGCUGCUAGUACGACGCUCUAAUGUUUGGGGAGGGGCCACUUGUCUGCAGCUAGCUUACGAGGCAGAUGCCCGCAAUUUCUUUGCACAGGAUGGGGUCCAGUCUAUGUUAACAGAGAACUGGUGGGGACAGAUGGCGCAUAACACGCCAGUAUGGACAAUGAUUCUGACUUUUUUCUGCCCACCUCUUAUUUACACAGAUCUGAUUGAAUUCAAAAACUCUGAUAAUGAGAGCGGAAUGGAUAAUGCCCAGCGAGUGGAAAUGGACAGUCUGGAUAUUGAUAUAAAGACUACUGUGGCAGAAAUCAUGGAGGGAGAAGAAACAAUGAGGGAAAAAAGUGAGCUUAUGGAGCUGAAACCUGGGAAGGCAACUGACGUAACCCCAGGAAUCCCAGAUGUGGAAACUACUAAAGACAAGUCCCGGCCGAAAUGGAUGAGACGCUGGAAGCAGUUCUGGAGUGCCCCCGUCACUGCAUUCCUGGGCAAUGUUGUCAUGUACUUUACUUUUCUCUUCCUUUUCUCCUAUGUGUUGCUCAUGGACUUCAAAGGGCCACCACCCAUUGGUCCAGCCCCUUCAGAGAUGAUAUUGUAUUUCUGGGUUUUCACCAUGGUGUGUGAAGAAAUACGACAAAGCUUCUUUGUAGGGUCAAUGCCAGUGGCACAGAAAGUGAAGCAGUACUUGCAGGAUUCUUGGAAUCAUGUGGACAUCACAGCCCUGUUACUUUUCAUCUUUGGCCUAAUUUGCAGAAUGUUCAAUGAAUCAUACGAGUCAGGACGGACCAUCCUCUGCUUCGAUUUCAUGGUUUUUACUCUCCGUCUCAUUCAUAUUUUUGCUGUGAACAAACAGCUGGGACCCAAAAUCAUUAUUGUCAGAAAAAUGAUGAAGGAUGUCUUCUUUUUCCUUUUCUUUCUGGGAGUCUGGCUGAUUGCUUAUGGAGUUGCCACAGAGGGUCUCCUACACCCCAAUGAUAUGCGUUUGAGCUGGAUUUUACGUCGUGUCUUCUACCGGCCCUACCUUCAGAUAUUUGGUCAAAUUGAACUAGACAAGAUGGAUGCUGGAAAGCUGGGAAAUGAGAACUGCACAGAUGACCCUAUUGCCAUCAUGAAUGAAAUAUUACCCCCAUGCCCCAACACAUUUGCCAACUGGCUUGUGAUUCUGCUUCUGGUUGUUUUCUUGCUUGUUGCCAACAUCCUCUUAUUGAAUCUGCUGAUUGCCAUGUUCAGCUACACCUUCUCCAAAGUGCAAGGCAACAGUGACAUCUACUGGAAGUUCCAGCGUUACAAUCUAAUUGUGGAGUACCAUAACCGCCCAGCACUGGCGCCACCCUUUAUCAUCAUCAGCCACAUUCAUACCUUCAUCAAGCGCAAGAUCCGCAAGGUGGAGUCGCAGAAGAUCAGACAUUUCAUGUUGGCGUUGAAAGAGCCACUAGACAACAGGAUGCUGACAUGGGAGGCUGUUCAAAAGGAGAACUACCUGGUGAAUAUCGCCAAACAGAAGAGGGACAGUGACACAGAGCGCCUCAGACGAACAUCACAAAAGGUUGAUACUGCAUUGAAACAACUCAAUGAGAUUAAGGAACAUGAUCGAAGAUUGAAAACACUGGAGACAGAGAUUGAAUACUGUGGUAAGGCGCUUUCAUGGAUAGUUGAUGCCCUUCAAGAAAGUGGCAUGGUAAAAACCACUAAACCACCUCCAGUCUUUAAGUAAGGUCAUGCUCUGGGAUACUUCCUGUUUACUGUCAAUAAUAGG